GAUAGUCAACGUGAAGCUGUUGAGUUGCAAAUUGCAAUGUCAUUAUAUUUCAAUGGAAGGAUAAAAUAAAAAAAUAAAAAAUAAAACGGCCCCUUAAAAACAGCAAAAGUUUUCCGGGUGUUAAGCCUGCUAUAUAAAAGAAAGUAGUACAAACUUCCUUCUUUAGACUGAAAUCACAUAUUCACAUAUUUUUGUAUUUCUACAACAUCAUCAUCUGAUCGGUUCCUGAAUCGUAAUUUCUGUUUGUUUAGAUUAUAAGACCCGGUCGCUAUGAAAGAAAAUAAUGAUAAUAAUAAGAAGAAGAAAGGAUCCAUAUGGACCAUUUUUAUGCAUGCCGACACCGUUGAUUUGGUGUUGAUGAUCUUAGGCUUCAUCGGAGCCGUAGGUGAUGGAUUAACAUUGCCGUUGACAUUGGUAGUAACAAGUAAGUUAAUGAAUAAUAUUGGUGGUGUUUCCAAUCUCAACGACCACAAUGCCUUCACUUCUCAUAUCAAUCAGAAUGCAGCAGUUUUAUGUAUCGUGGCAGCAGGAGCGUGGGUUUUUUCAUUCUUUGAAGGAUAUUGCUGGACAAGGACAGCGGAAAGACAAGCCGCCAGGAUGAGAUACCGAUACUUAAAAGCAGUGCUUAGGCAAGAUGUUGGUUAUUUUGAUUUGCAUGUUGAUAGUACCUCUCAAGUCAUCAUUAGUGUUUCUAGUGAUAGCCUCACCGUUCAAGAUGUUAUUAGUGAAAAGGUGCCAAAUUUUGUGAUGAACACAUCAACAUUCAUUGGAAGCUAUGUAGCAGCCUUUAUCUUACUAUGGAAGCUAGCACUAGUGGGAUUUCCCUUUGUAAUACUCCUAAUCAUUCCGGGGUUGCUCUACGGAAGAAUACUGAUGGGGCUAGCUAGAAAGCUUACUCUUGAAUACAACAAGGCUGGAAGUGUAGCAGAACAGGCUAUCUCUUCUAUUAGAACAGUAUAUGCCUUUGUAGGAGAAAGUAAAACAAUGGAGAAAUUUUCAGCUGCAUUGGAAGGAUCAGUUAAGUUGGGACUUAAGCAAGGUUUGGCUAAGGGUGUGGCUAUUGGUAGCAAUGGCGUUAGUUUCGCUGUUUGGGCAUUUUCGACUUGGUAUGGGAGUAAGCUUGUGAUGUACCAUGGUGCUCAAGGUGGUACUGUUUUUGUUGUGGGUGCUGCCCUCUCUGUGGGUGGACUAGCACUUGGGUCUGGUCUAUCAAACAUCAAGUACUUUUCCGAAGCUGCUUCAGCUGGAGAAAAAAUAAUGCAAGUGAUAAAAAGGAUUCCAGAAAUUGAUUCCGAGAAUAUGGACGGACUAAUCUUAGAAAAUAUUUCGGGAGAAGUUGAGUUCAAGCAUGUCGAUUUUGCUUACCCUUCAAGACCAAAUUCUAUAAUAUUCCAAGACUUUUCCCUGCAAGUUCCAGCAGGGAAAACCGUAGCAUUAGUAGGGGGAAGUGGUUCGGGAAAAUCUACAGUAGUUGCCUUACUUCAAAGAUUUUAUAAUCCACUAAGUGGAGAAAUCCUUUUAGAUGGAGUGUGUAUUGAUAAGCUGCAACUAAAGUGGUUAAGAUCACAAAUGGGGUUAGUGAGUCAAGAACCUGCACUUUUUGCAACUACUAUUAAGGAGAACAUACUUUUUGGUAAAGAAGAUGCUACCAUGGAGGAAGUUGUUGAAGCUGCUAAAGCAUCUAAUGCUCACAAUUUUAUCACCCAGUUGCCUUUGGGCUAUGAUACUCAGGUUGGUGAAAGAGGAAUCCAAAUGUCAGGAGGACAAAAGCAAAGAAUAGCAAUAGCUAGAGCCAUCAUUAAGAAACCGCGCAUUCUCCUCCUUGAUGAGGCAACUAGCGCAUUAGACUCGGAAUCUGAGCGAGUUGUCCAAGAAGCCCUUGACAAGGCUGCUGUUGGACGAACCACAAUAGUCAUCGCCCAUCGUCUCUCUACUAUCAGGAAUGCAGACACCAUUGCUGUCAUCCAAAAUGGCCAGGUGAUGGAAACAGGAUCCCACGAUGGGUUGAUUCAGCGUGAAGAUGGGUUGUACACUUCACUAGUCCACUUACAACAGAUGGAAAAAACAAAGGAUGAAAGAACUAGUAUAGUGUCAUACCCUUCAUCAUCUAACUCCUCGAUUUUCAACAACCUUGAUAUGAAAUAUAGCACGAGCAGUCGUAGACAGUCGUUAGUGAGCCGUUCAAGUUCAGCUAACUCAGUGCGAUCAGUACAAGAUGAGCCUGCAGACAGCGAGCUGAAGGGUGAAGAGAAGUUGCCUGUACCAUCAUUUAAAAGAUUGUUGGCUUUGAAUAUUCCUGAGUGGAAACAAGCUGCUUUGGGAUGUUUUGGUGCUACGUUAUUCGGGGCAGUGCAACCAGCUUAUGCAUUUGCAAUGGGGUCUAUGAUUUCUGUGUAUUUCUUGAAAGAUAACGAAGAAAUUAAGAGGCAAACAACAAUUUAUGCUUCAUGUUUCUUGGGUUUGGCUGUGUUUUCGUUGUUAGUGAAUAUUCUUCAGCAUUACCAUUUUGCAUACAUGGGAGAAUUUUUGACUAAGAGGGUACGUGAAAUGAUGCUGUCUAGGAUGCUUACGUUUGAGGUUGGGUGGUUUGAUCGCGACGAAAAUGGUACUGGAACUAUUUGCUCGAGACUAGCCAAAGACGCCAAUGUUGUAAGAUCGUUGGUGGGAGAUCGAAUGGCUCUUGUAGUUCAAACUAUUUCAGCAGUGGUAAUUGCAUUCACAAUGGGUUUAAUUAUUGCUUGGAGGUUAGCCAUUGUAAUGAUAGCAAUUCAACCCAUCAUCAUUGUCUGUUUCUACACAAGACGUGUUCUACUUAAAAAUAUGUCCAAGAAGGCAAUCAAAGCCCAAAAUGAAAGCAGUAAUCUGGCUGCUGAAGCUGUAUCAAAUCUCCGAACCGUCACAGCUUUCUCAUCCCAGGCUCGUAUUCUUGCCAUGCUCGAGAAAGCCCAAGAAGGCCCUCGAAGAGAAAGUAUUCGACAAUCCUGGUAUGCCGGUAUUGGGCUGGGUACUUCUCAGAGUAUUAACAUAUGUGCUUGGGCCCUGGACUUUUGGUAUGGUGGUAAACUCAUUGCUCAAGGUUACCUCACGGCUAAGGAAUUGUUCGAGACUUUCAUGAUACUAGUGAGCACAGGCCGUGUGAUAGCUGAUGCUGGCAGCAUGACUACUGAUCUUGCUAAAGGUGCAGAGGCUGUAGGGUCUGUUUUUGCUGUCCUAGACCGUGUCACUCAGAUUGAUCCUGAUAACCCCGAGGGGUAUGUACCACAAAAAAUAAGCGGUCAUAUUGAGAUCCGAGAUGUAGACUUCUCGUAUCCUACUAGGCUUGAUGUGGUGAUAUUCAAGGGCUUCUCAAUCAACAUUGAAGCCGGUAGAUCAACUGCUCUAGUGGGUCAGAGUGGUUCAGGUAAGUCGACAAUUAUUGGACUGAUUGAAAGGUUUUACGAUCCUCAGAAAGGGUGUGUGAAAAUAGAUGGACGUGAUAUACGAACAUACAAUCUUAGGUCUCUAAGGAAGCAUAUAGCUCUAGUGAGCCAAGAACCUACAUUAUUUGCGGGUACAGUAAGGGAGAACAUAAGUUACGGAGCAAGUGAAGACAUUGACGAAUCAGAGAUAAUAGAAGCUGCAAAGGCAGCCAAUGCGCACGAUUUCAUAUCAGGACUAAAAGACGGAUAUGAUACAUGGUGUGGAGAUAGAGGUGUGCAAUUGUCGGGUGGACAAAAGCAAAGAAUAGCAAUUGCACGGGCUAUUUUGAGAAACCCCGCGGUGCUGUUGCUAGAUGAGGCAACAAGUGCACUCGACAGCCAGUCGGAAAAGAUUGUGCAAGAUGCACUCGAAAGAGUAAUGGUUGGCAGGACUAGUGUGGUAGUGGCACAUAGGUUGAGCACCAUACAAAACUGUGAUCUCAUCGCAGUGUUGGAUAAAGGAAAAGUUGUUGAAAAAGGAACACAUUCCUCUCUUUUGGGUAUUGGACCAAAAGGAGCUUAUUAUUCAUUAGUGAAUCUUCAAAGAACUCAUUCUACUAGCAUAGAAAAUUAGGUAUGUAAUACUCCUAUUUGAUUGCUUUAUUAAAAUGCAAUUCUACAGUAAUAGUAAUUAUCAAGCUUCUUGAUGAGGACUAAGUGUUUAAUGAUAUAUAUAGAAAACUUUUGCCUAUUACGCUUACGCAUAUAAUAUUUAUGUGCAAGUUCUUUUGUACAACGUUUUGUAAAUGACAAAGUGGAGUAUCUGUGUUUUGUUGGUAAUUUGAAUACUAGAAACAAGACAGUGCUCCUUAAUUUCAAUUUUCUACGUUGUUUAUUUCUA
This is a messenger RNA of Amaranthus tricolor (Joseph's coat), 4299 nucleotides long. Its product is annotated as ABC transporter B family member 15. Gene Ontology annotation, cellular component: membrane. Gene Ontology annotation, molecular function: ABC-type transporter activity; ATP hydrolysis activity; ATP binding. Gene Ontology annotation, biological process: transmembrane transport. Lineage: Eukaryota; Viridiplantae; Streptophyta; Magnoliopsida; Caryophyllales; Amaranthaceae. The coding region runs from base 271 to 4032 and encodes 1253 amino acids. The record is from RefSeq and is a predicted model, not a curated record. The transcript has 7 exons.